Messenger RNA from Camellia sinensis, 1597 nucleotides. RefSeq names its product S-adenosyl-L-methionine-dependent methyltransferases superfamily protein. Gene Ontology annotation, molecular function: mRNA 5'-cap (guanine-N7-)-methyltransferase activity. Gene Ontology annotation, cellular component: nucleus. Gene Ontology annotation, biological process: 7-methylguanosine mRNA capping. Lineage: Eukaryota; Viridiplantae; Streptophyta; Magnoliopsida; Ericales; Theaceae. The record is from RefSeq and is a predicted model, not a curated record.
AGGAUAAAAAAAAAAUCAGAUUAUUAAAACCUUUUUUGAACGAAAUUCAGAUUAGCCAAACAGUCCCUCCAAAUUUACUUGUAAUUUUUCUCUCUCUACAGAGGGAGGGGGGGUUUUGGCAAAAACCGGGUAGGGUUUAAAGAGCGAGCGAAGACAUGAUCAGUGCCAUACCCGUUCCCAAGCCGACCGAGUCGACUCACCACCGACUCUUCGAGUUCGCUAAAACUGCUCUCAUCAAGAUUUUCGUCUCGCCUUACGCCACUGUGUGUGAUUUGUAUUGCGGUGGUGUACCUGAUGAAGAGAAAUGGGACGAAGCUCAAAUCGGCCACUACAUCGCCAUUGAUGUUGCGCAAUCUGGAAUUAGUCAAGUUCAGGAAGCAUGGGAAAGUCAACGGAAGGCUUACACUUCUGAGUUCUUUGAACUUGAUCCCUGCAUUGAGGAUAUGGAAUCGCGCUUGCAGGACAAGGGCAAUAUGGCUGACAUUGUUUGCUGCAUGCAACAUUUGCAGUUGUGUUUUGAAACUGAGGAGAAAGCAAGGAGACUUUUACAUAAUGUGUCAUUAUUGCUAAAACCAGGGGGCUAUUUCUUUGGUAUUUGUCCUGACUCAUCUACUAUAUGGGCAAAGUACCAGAAAAAUGUGGAAGCAUACCACAACAAGAGCAGUAGCAUGAAGCCCAACCUCGUCCCAAAUUGCAUUAGAUCAGAAAGCUAUAUGAUCACUUUUGAAGUCGAGGAAGAGAAGUUCCCGUUUUUUGGAAAGAAAUACCAGUUGAAAUUUGCUAGUGACAUUUCUGCUGAAACCCAUUGCUUGGUUCACUUCCCUAGUUUGAUCAGGUUGGCGAGGGAGGCUGGUCUUGAGUAUGUGGAGAUACAAAACUUAACUGAGUUUUAUGAUGACAACAGAGCACAGUUUGCAGGCAUGCUACUUGAUGCUGGUCCCAGUCUUGUGGAUCCCAGAGGAAGACUUCUUCCUAGAUCAUAUGAUGUGUUAGGUCUUUAUACCACAUUUGUGUUUCAAAAGCCGGAUCCAGAUAUUGCUCCCCCUCUCAUGACUCCUUUACUGCAAGAUGGGAGUCAUAAUCAUGAUGAGAGAGAGUGGCAAGGUAGUGUUUGGAGAGAUGAUGAGAAGAAUGGACAAACAGAGCCGCCAUCACUUGCACUGAGCAAGAUAACUGAGCAGAAAGGGAUUUUAGGUCCAGGACCAGCAGAUUUACGUUUUUCAGAGGCUCUCUGACCUGGUUGUGGCUUGAAGCUAAUGGGAUAAAAGCGGAGGGAGAAUCUGAUUUUGAUGAUGGUGACUAGUCCAGUCCAUGGUUGGUGGUUGACGCUAUUUCAGAUUUUUUGGGGGUCAGAAUUUGACUCCGAUGGUUGUGAUUCUCGUCUGCUCCUUAUGGUUACUGCAUGAUGCACAAAUCGUGGUCGCGAACUCCUUGAUUCAAAUUUAGCUUAGUCAUACAUAGUGCCGUAAAAUAAACUGUUUAUUUAUUGUAAAUUAAAAUUUUGUUUGAGAUUAAUUCAGUUAUAGAAACAAUUUAUCUUAAUUUGAAAAUGUAUCCACGGUUAGUUUUAUGAGUUUUGGCUGAACUUGAUUUCAUA